Molecule: messenger RNA, 1235 nt
Organism: Pocillopora damicornis (cauliflower coral)
Lineage: Eukaryota; Metazoa; Cnidaria; Anthozoa; Scleractinia; Pocilloporidae
Product: splicing factor C9orf78
Biological process (GO): mRNA splicing, via spliceosome
Cellular component (GO): spliceosomal complex
Source: RefSeq, a predicted model, not a curated record
GUCAUGUCUUAUCCUUUUUUUAAUGACAGUACUUCUCCGUUAUCUGUAAAAAAUUCGACGGGUAAAAUGCCUCAGAGAAACUAUCGAAAGCGCCGCGAAGCGGAAGAAAGUGACGAUGAUCAGCAAGAAACAUCUUUAACGAGCGAGGCGUUAGAGGAAAGGAAAGAACUACAACGAUUUCGGAAGCGACAAGCUGGAGUUUCGGCUGUGGCCCUUGCUCUUGGAAAAACUCUUGCACCAGAAGAAGAAGUAGAGAGUGAUCCUUUUAAACUGAAAACAGGCGGGCUUGUUCAGGUGAACGAUUUGAUCCAGGAUAGAAAUCGUGACAGAGAAGGGGAAGACAAAGAGAAAUCGAUUAACUUAGGAGCAAAUUUUGCCGCUGAAACAAACCGAAGAGAUGAAGAUACUCAUAUGUUAAAAUACAUUGAAGAAGAGAUGGCGAAGAGGAAAGGUGUUGCACUGGAUAAAACUGUUCAAAACAAGCCAAAAUCAAAGGAAGAUUUGCUGUAUCAGGUUCCAGAACAUAUCAAUGUCAGGUCAAAGAUAAUGGCAUCAGAAGAAAUGCUCUCGAAUCAGAUGUUAUCUGGUAUUCCUGAGGUGGAUCUUGGCAUUGACGCAAAAAUAAGGAACAUUGAGGCUACAGAAGCAGCUAAACAAGCUGUGAUCGAGGAACAAAGGUACAAGAAAUCAAAAGAACCAACAGAGAUGGUUCCAACCAACAUGGCGGUGAACUUCAUGCUGCAUAGUAGAUUUUUUGAUGAGCAAAAGAAUAUUGAUGCAGAAAGCAAGAGAGCUGCUGCAGCAAGAGACAAGGCACAAGAACAAGAGAAAGUAAUUAGAAAACCAACAGUAAAGGCAGAUGACACUUCAUCAGCACCAAGCAGCAAAGCACAUGAAACUGACGUUCCUGUAGCUGCUGCUUCAAACAAGAAGAGAACUGGUGACAAAGUUGAAAAAGCCACUGACGAUUUCUUUUAUGAGAAAUUUAAGAAACGAGCAAGAGACUCAUGGAGGUAUCAGUAAGGUAUCUCUGUAUGAUGUUUCCUAUGACAGUGCCUUGCUGCUUGUGAAUCACAGCUUUGUUUAAAAGACUGAGGGAAAGAUAAAAUUGCAUCAUACAACAGGUGAACAGAAACAGACAGGCAGCAGAAAUUUACUCUCCUAUCAAGGUUCAUUCUUCAGCACUUGUGGCCCCUUAAAGAGUUCUACAACUACAUACACUUGAAUUCCUAACU